UACCCUGCACGUGGAAACGUCAAAGAAUUCGGCUCAUCCGGAAAAGUGGCCGAUCGAGAUAUUUGGAGCGAAUUUAUUGUGGCGCAAAAAACCAAACCAGCAGAAAAUUUUGUUGAUAUAUUGCAGUUCAUUGCAAAAUGGACACAAACACCAGCAUCGCUUUCUCUUUAGUCCUUCGCCCUGCGACGCAGCCCCGUAG
Gongylonema pulchrum is the source of this 199-nucleotide messenger RNA. The record is from the annotation of a GenBank genome assembly. Lineage: Eukaryota; Metazoa; Nematoda; Chromadorea; Rhabditida; Gongylonematidae.